This is a messenger RNA of Boleophthalmus pectinirostris (great blue-spotted mudskipper), 1369 nucleotides long. Its product is annotated as E3 ubiquitin-protein ligase RNF19B-like. The transcript has 5 exons. NCBI's taxonomy places the organism in Eukaryota, Metazoa, Chordata, Actinopteri, Gobiiformes, Gobiidae. The coding region runs from base 160 to 1083 and encodes 307 amino acids. The record is from RefSeq and is a predicted model, not a curated record.
CAGCCUCUUGCCCAAAAAGGAGGUCGGAACAGGUAGUGGGUGUGGCUUUAGCCUAUAACAAUAUUUAAGACGCGUUUUACAGGAAGAAAAGGGAGACAGACUGCAACACUUCAGCACACGGUGCCAGUGGGCUAAAGCGUUUAAGGGCUUCACAUAAACAUGGAGGAUUCACCAGAGAAGAGCUAUGACCCCUUUGAUAGCACUUUGGUGUUUAUCGACAGGAAGGAUGACCUGGAUCCAUUCUCCUCAGAAGAUGGAAAUGGACAACUCAGGGCGCAGAUGUCCUGUGGUCAUGCUGUUACUCCUGAUUCUCUCACACAGUUGUGUCGCCACCAACUGGACCAGGGUAAUUAUAAAUUCAAAUGCCCUGCAAUAGUGGAGGGCACAAGACGAUGCAAUAAGCCCUGGUCUUAUCAGGAGGUGCGCCGUUUGGCUGAUUUGUCUGUAGAGGAGAUGCAGUACUUUGAGGAGAACAUCGCUCGUCUGGCUGCUGCGGAGCACAGCGAGAUUCAGCCUUGUCCUCGAUGUAAAAGUAAUGUUGAGAGGAAAGAUCUCACUAACCUGUGUGUGGUGUGCCCUGUGUGCACUGCUGAUCAGGGGAAGAGCUAUCAGUUCUGUUGGCAGUGCCAGAAGCCUUGGAAAGGAGCAGCUCCGCGCUCUGAUCACUGUGACAACGAUGGCUGCUCCAACAAGAACCUGGAGCUUCUGCAAACCUGUAAAACCAUCGACCUGCCUAAAGUGCAGGGGGUCAUAAACUGCCCCUCUGUCCGAGCCUGUCCUAAGUGUGGUGCAAUGGUAGAGCAUAGUAGAAAAUACUGUAAGAACCUCAUUUGUCCUCGUUGUCAAGCCGAGUUCUGUUUUGUGUGUUUAAAACUUAAAAAGAUUUGCAAUAAGACCAGUACACCAUAUAACCUGUGUCAAGGUGGAGUGGCCCCAAGACAGACUUCAAUCCCAGUGUGGAACAAAUCUAGACACGGAAGGGAAAGGGAAAGUGUACGGGAAUAUGAGGACUUUAUUGUGGAACAUCUCAGAAUAUUUGAACAACAAAGACAGCAAAUUAGAUUAUUAGAUGGAAUCCACUAAAGCCCUUUUCAGCUUGAUAUAGGCCAAUUGAUUGAUAUUUCCGUCAAGACACUUAGUAUUAUAAAACCAGUUCAGCAGAAUGAUGUAACUUUGAAUUAUUUGUUUUUUGAAUUGAUAAUUCAAGAUGUAGCCUAAUCUUUUUUCAGUGAUUGAACUGAGAUGUCUUUCAUUAUCUUGUUAGCUGGUGUUGCAAUACAAAUGCUAUCUUCACUUUGACCAGUUCAAUAAAUGUAUAGAUAUUUUCCUGACUCUUUCUCUUCUACUUAAUAAAGAUAACUUGCCUCUA